Ilex paraguariensis (yerba mate) is the source of this 284-nucleotide messenger RNA. The record is from the annotation of a GenBank genome assembly. NCBI's taxonomy places the organism in Eukaryota, Viridiplantae, Streptophyta, Magnoliopsida, Aquifoliales, Aquifoliaceae.
AUGUAUGGAGUUUGGGUGUUCAAGAAUAAUGGUGGAGCCAUUCGGAGAAAGGCUUUGGUGCACUUGCCUACACGCCAGACGGUAUCAUCUUACUGCUCUCUUGAGGAUAUCUUGAAAGGUUUGGGAUGGGAGAGGUAUUAUGGUGGCGAUCCCGACCCCUACCAAUUCCACAAGCAAUCUUCUAUUGACUUAAUCUCUCUUCCUAAGGACUUUUCCAAGUUCAAUUCCGUUUACAUGUACGAUAUUGUCAAUAAAAACCCUAAUGUUUUCCACGUCAGAGACAU